Bipolaris zeicola 26-R-13 is the source of this 3108-nucleotide messenger RNA. RefSeq lists its product as uncharacterized. The transcript is spliced from 5 exons. NCBI's taxonomy places the organism in Eukaryota, Fungi, Ascomycota, Dothideomycetes, Pleosporales, Pleosporaceae. The record is from RefSeq and is a predicted model, not a curated record. The coding region runs from base 1 to 3108 and encodes 1035 amino acids.
AUGUCUCCACAACCCGACACAGACUUGGACGCCGACGACAUUUCCAUCACAUCGACGGUCGAGGGCGAACCCCCUGACGAUGCAGUCUACGCAGUCGAGGAAAUUCUGGCCGAGAAGUGGGACAUUUGGGACGAUGAUGAUCCUUACCAACCCCCCUUCCGCGGUAUUAAGUACCUGACCAAAUGGGAUGGCUAUCCACUUCACGACCUCAUAGGCACUUGGGAGCCCAUAUCCGCCUUUAUAAUUCCUGAUGAUGAUGGUAACAAUCCAUCCGACACACCACCAUUGCUCCGAGCAUGGCAUGAAUGUAAGAAGUCUAUGGGCGAGCCUCACUUCCACAGGUAUUGUCAAAAGAACAUAGACGACUUCCAUGCCGCAAUCGAAGCUGCAGAAACGGCCAGGGCGGCCAGAAAAGCAAAGCGCGAUAAGAAGCGCCAGAGGCUUGCAUUGUCAAAGAAACGGUCGGCACUUUUUGUGUCGGACAGCGAAGCCGAAGAUGGGCGUGCCGCAUCAAAUCAAUCGCAGGAGCAGAACUUUCCACAAGCUGCUGUCGGUGCUCACAGCCCAUCAUCAGCCAAGCAACCUCAAACAGCCCGUAAACUACCUUUGGCGCAGUCGGAUCUAUCAUCAUCCGAGGCAGACUUAACAGAUGACUCAACGAUGGCUGAAUUGGGUAGAAUUUCGAAAAAGACGACACGCAGUUCAAUUGGCACCAAGGGUUCGGCUAGUGAUAGUCAAUCAAGACGCAAUUCAUUGCAGUUACCAUGCAGCCCGACUAAACGCACUGCGGCACCUAGUAAUAAACCAGCUGCAGCGGCGUCUGUGACAGCUAAUGAAGCUAAUGCUCCUCCUUCAAAAUCCAAACAGCAGCAAGCAAACACUACCAGCGCAACACCAAUGGCUCGUGCGUCUAAUACUUCAAUUACUUCUGCAGAAAGACCGGUCAACAAGGCCAAACGUAGUGGUGCCACAAGGGUGGUAAACCAGCCAAAGGUGCAGUUGCGUAGUGAAUGGACAAAGGGCCAAAAAGCAUUCUCCACUUUACACUUCCGAGCAGUGGCACUAAAGCGGUCGCGUGCUGAAGGCACGCCUGAUCCGGCAGCACUCGAGAUUGUAAAUGACCCGUCUAGUACCGUCAGGCCAAAACCCCCAGUCCCACGUGAUGAUCCCUAUGCUCGCCGUGAGGUUGGCCAGAGCCGUCCAAGGAGCCCAGAGUGCGAUGAUGCUCAGGGAGGGUCUAGGAGCGAGAUUUUGACCGACGAAAAUAUCCCCCUAGCACCCUGGGAGGUGGACAAGAUUCCGCAGGUGUGUCCUGAAUGGCGGCUCAGCAACAACUGUACAAAGACUGCUCAAGUCUGUAUUUUUCUGCAUCGCAACAAGGAUCCAGACGGGCGCGAUUACCCUGUAGGCCAUGCUGGAGGUUUUAUACCCCCAAAAUACCGCAGGCCACCUCUUACAUGCACCCACUGGCUGUACGGAAAGACUGGAUGUUUUAAGCCAGCUGACAAGUGUCUCUUUGCCCACCGAAAUACCGGCUGGGUACCAAACGAAAAUCACGCCAGCGAUACCCCUACUCGAAUCGACAAGAAUAUAAAGCCGAUAUGUGAGCGAAAAGGUGGUACACCGAAAUCAGUGAAGCCACUUGAUGAGCGAACAAAUGGUGCACAGAAGCCAAUGGAGCCGCACAACGAGCGACCAGAAAUCGCAUCGAAACCAGCAAAGCCGCAAAAUGAGCGAAAACAUGGUUCACUAAAGCCAGUGAAAAGUAUGGAUAGACUGGCCCCUCAGGAUUUGACAUGCUGGUACUGGGCCAAUGACAUUUGUCGAAACACUGCGGAGAAAUGCCAGUUCCAACAUUAUGAUACUGGAAUUCCUGCUCGUGCUCCGCAUAACUACGCUGUAUCUUCUUAUCGUCCUCUGCCAGACAAGAGCGAGGAUGUGGCGCCUACAGACGAUGAUUUAUCUCGUCCCAAGUCGCCCAAGGUUGCGGAUCCUGUGGAACUUGGUGCACCCGAAGCAACGUGUGAGAAGGUGCGGAAGAGGAUCGACUCAGUGUGCGAUCUCGACUUUGAAGAAUUAUUUGGAAGUAAUAAUUGUGAAAGAGGAAUUAAACUAAUAGACCGACGAGCUUUCUUGGUGUACCACUCAGAAGAGCAUGCGGAGGAGCUGGAGUUGAUUACUCGAUGGCUGCUGAUGCACCACGUCGAGGUCAGUGGCGUACAUUUUUCAGGCGGGUGGGCGAAGUUCCAGCAGGAAAUUAAGAGCGGAGGUUCUGGCGUCAUCAUUGUACAUGCUGAUUUCGAGUACUUCACCGAAUUACCGGGAUUAGGAGAUAUGCUCCAUCAUGAGAUUCGUGUCUGGUCACUUGGCAUGCAGGAAGGCAUCGAGUACGAUGCUGCUUUGUCACUUGAUCCACCCGUAUAUCGCUAUGGUCCGGUGGAAAUCUUCCCCGUCGGCGGGUUCAUCUACAUUACCGACGAGGUAUUUGACAAGGAGCCGCAAGUCGCUUUGAAAAUUAUCGAGCUAUUCCUCGCGAAAGUUGAAGAAUUGAAGCAGAUCAAGGGCCUGCCAAAUGCGGGAGGCCAGGUCGAAACCGCAAAUCUACUCUGGCGUCUAUGUGUCCGCCCAGAACUAAUGAAGUAUCUAUUUGAUUACUGCAAGAAGUACGAAGACCGGCUCGACAUCGGCGAUGCAGAAAUGCAGAGCCGUGCCCGCCUUUACACUCUCCUAUCCGACACACGAUACAUCGAGCAAGACUACCCCUCUGAGCCCCUCAGCCGCAUAAUGGGCAAAUUCCCCAUUCUAUCCGAGCGCCGAGUAAUUGCAGACAGCGAGCCAGUCGCAUACUUCAAAACAGUUAAACGCGACGCGGCGGCAGCCAACCUAAACAUGAUGCGCUACUAUGCGGGCUUGCACGUUGACCUGCGACGCGACUACCGCCAUUUUUUCCUGGUGCAUACGGAUCCACGGGCGGGGGUUGUGCAGCAGUGGCGAGACGAGAUGCAGACGAUUGGGCGGGUCAUGUCUGCGCGGCAGUGUGUGCAGGAGUUGGAAAAGGAGAGUCGAGUGAGCAUGAUUGAUUUUUACGAGCGGUUCAUGGGAGAAUAA